Molecule: messenger RNA, 2709 nt
Organism: Phoenix dactylifera (date palm)
Lineage: Eukaryota; Viridiplantae; Streptophyta; Magnoliopsida; Arecales; Arecaceae
Source: RefSeq, a predicted model, not a curated record
UUCUGAACUCAAGCGCAAAGCAAAACCUUCACUCCUCCCUUCUCACCUUAAAAUGCUCCUCCUCCCACUGCCACUCUCCUCCUCCUCCUCCUCCCGCUGCAUCCUUUUCUCUCAUGAGCUCACCUCAUCACUCCUUGCUUCUCUUUCCAUACGGUAAGAGUGAGGCGGGUGGUGGAGGAAAUGGACAUAGGUGGGGUGGUGGGCAUGGAAGGGCUGGUGAGUGGUGCCUCUUCUGAGUUUGGUGGUCCUUUCUCCUCUCCCCGGGUCUCCUCUGACUCUGAACUCAAGCAAAGGGGGGUCUUUUGCUCAAGUGGGAGGUCUGGUGGGUUUGAGGAGAAUGAAUGGCGGUUCUCCAAGAUGGCAAGGACUGAGGCAAUGUUGGCACCAAGCAUCACCAGGGGAGCUGCCUUCCUCCAUCGAUCCAACUCCCACUCCCUCUUCCCUGAGAGGGAGCAAAUGCUCAGCUUCUCAUCAUCACCAUCCUCCAAGCCGGAUGCCAUCGUGCUCGCCAGUGAUGAGACCUUACCUUACUACCAUCACCCAUCAUCAUCUUCUUCAACACCUUCUUAUCUCAGGAAUGCAGGUGUUUCAGGCUGGGAUUCUGGAGGCUCAAAUGUGAACAUGAAUGGGGUUUUGUCAAGGAUGAGGGGGCCCUUCACUCCAUCCCAGUGGAUGGAGUUGGAGCACCAGGCAUUGAUCUACAAGUACAUUGAUGCAAAUGUGCCUAUACCACCUAGCUUGCUCAUUUCAAUCAGAAGAAGCCUCAACCCAUCUGGGUUUUCUCCCAUCUCAUCUGGAUCUUUUGGUUUCAGUCCAUUGGGAUGGGGAUCAUUUCAUAUGGGAUAUUCUGGAAAUGUUGAUCCAGAGCCUGGUAGAUGCCGUCGAACUGACGGGAAAAAAUGGCGGUGCUCGAGGGAUGCAGUUGCUGACCAGAAGUACUGCGAGCGACACAUGAACCGGGGCCGCCAUCGUUCAAGAAAGCAUGUGGAAGGCCAUACUGGCUAUGCCGCUAAAGCUAUGCCCAUCAUCCCUCCUUCACAAUCAGCUUCAGCUGUUUCUGGCAGCAGAUCAUGUAGUAGCCUCACCAUUACACAGCAGCAGUCGAAUGCAGCCGAUCCUUGCCCUGCACCGCUCAACAGGAUGCUGAUAAGCAAAGCAAAUGUAAACGAUCAUCUGCAGGACUCUCAGGGCCUCUCCGCACUAAAUUCUGGGAACCCAAAACCUAUGAAUACCUUGCUUCCCAUCUCUAAAAAGCAAGAUCCCUUCAAAGUAGUCUCAUCCCGAGGAGACUUCACACACAUUACCACCGAAAUCAUUGUCAAUCCUUCAAGAAGUUCCACACACAACUUCAGCUUUGUACCCACUCCAAAACUCAGUGAGCAACGACCCCAAUCCCAUCCUCUUCGGCAUUUCGUGGUUGACUGGCCUAAAAACCAGUCCGACUGCUCAACCAUCAUGUGGCCAGAUGUUGAGGAAAUGCAAUCUGACAGAGCCCAACUCUCCAUUUCAAUGCCUAUGGCUUCCUCAGGCUUCUCAUCGUCAUCCUCUUCUCCUAACCAGGAAAAGCUUACGCUUUCACCCCUUAAGUUAUCCCGGGAUUUCGAUCCCAUUCAUAUGGGUCUAGGAAUAGGAGGUGUUCUGAAUGAGGUGAAGCCAUAUUUGGCUAUGGUGUUCUUGCAGUUUGGGUAUGCUGGGAUGUUUGUCAUCUCAGUGGAGUCGCUCAAGCGCGGCAUGAAUCACUACGUGCUUGUGGUGUAUCGGAAUGCCAUUGCCGUGGCUGCAGUCUCUCCUUUUGCCCUGUGGUUUGAGAGGAAAGUGAGACCCAAGAUGACCCUCUCCAUCUUCCUCAAAAUAAUGGCGUUGGCAUUUCUUGAGCCUGUGCUUGACCAGAACUUCUACUACGUGGGGAGUAACUUAACCUCCGCAAGCUUCGCUUCCGCAAUGUUUAACAUCCUCCCUGCAAUCACCUUCCUACUGGCCAUUGUUCUAAGGAUUGAGACCAUGAAUCUAAGGCGGCGACGCAGCCAAGCAAAGCUUGUGGGAACUAUCGUUACAGUGGCAGGCGCUUUGCUCAUGAUAUUAUACAAAGGUCCAGUGUUAGAUUUUGUAUGGUCCAAAGGGCGAAGCCAUCAUAAUACUGCGGUCGGUCAGAACGGCAGCAACUCGCUCAAGGGUACCCUCAUGCUGCUGGGUGGUUGCUUCUGUUGCUCUAGUUUCUACAUCUUACAAUCGAAUACACUAGAGUCAUACCCUGCCGAGCUCACCUUAACCUCCUUGAUAUGCCUCAUGGGAGCACUGAUGAGUAGCCUGGUUGCUCUUGUGGCGGAACGGGGCAGUGCCAAGCCCUGGAUCAUCGGUUGGGACACACGACUCCUCGCUGUUGUUUAUUCUGGGGUGCUUUGCUCUGGUGUCGCAUAUUACGUGCAAGGUAAAGUGAUGAAAGAGAGAGGGCCAGUCUUUGUCACUGCUUUCAACCCUCUUUGCAUGAUUGUAACAGCUGUCUUGGGCUCUAUCGUUCUAGCAGAGGAGAUCACUCUGGGAAGUGUUAUUGGUGCAGCUGUCAUAGUUAUUGGCCUCUACUCCCUUAUAUGGGGCAAGAGCAAGGAUCACUUGAAGCAGCACUCCGAGAGCAGUGAGAAGAAAGGAGAGUUCGAGUUGCCAACGGGAGUUGCCAACGGCUAUUGCCGAUGCUGGAAAAUCUGGUCGUAA